Molecule: messenger RNA, 3209 nt
Organism: Doryrhamphus excisus (bluestripe pipefish)
Lineage: Eukaryota; Metazoa; Chordata; Actinopteri; Syngnathiformes; Syngnathidae
Source: RefSeq, a predicted model, not a curated record
UUCAAACUCAACUCCUCAAAUGUGUCUCAGGCUACUCCCUCUGCUGUUUUGAUUGCAUUUAUAAGACUGCUAUUCAACUUUUGUCUUUUUUUCAAAUAAUGUGACAAAUAUAUUGAAAUAGCAGCCACCUCUCUCGGGCUGUCUGACGGACGUCUUUGUCUGUCAGAUGUCUUUGCAAUGACGCCGGUUUACUUCCACAAUAAUAGCAUCCCUGUCUGUGAAGACAUGUCUUUUUCUAAACAAAGCGUGUAUUUUGAAUGUCUCACUUGAUCACACUUUUUACCACGAAACACGAAAGUCAUAAGGCGACUUUUGUCAACUAAAAAGCGUCGAUGUUCGACGUACCAAUCCAUUUAUUUUAGCGGUUUCCGUUUAAAAUGUUGUCAAGGGACUCGGCUGGGCCAGCGAGUCCGAGCACCGGAGUCAAUGAGCAGAGACGACAGGGAUUUGAUGUUCAGGAGUCUCUUGACGGCUCCAAAUACGAGGGCGAAUUUCUUAAUGGCCUCAAACACGGCAAGGGAAGAUACACCUCGAAAAGUGGAGAGUUCUAUGAAGGCUCUUUCUACAAAGACUACAGACAUGGUGAUGGAGUAUACUGCUGGCCAUCAGGCCACAAAUUCAUUGGUAAAUUUUACCUCAACUGGAGAGAAGGAUAUGGACAACAACUGUUUCCAGAUGGAGCUACAUUUAAGGGUUUGUACCAUGCAGACCAGAGGUUCGGUCCAGGUGUGCUUAGUAAACCAUCAGGACAUCAGGAUGUGGGUCUUUGGCAUGGGAAACAUUUGCUACAACUUUGCAACUCUGUACAAGACAGCUUCAGCCUGAAAAACUUUGAAUAUGCUGACUACUUGGAUGAAACUACUGCUGCACCUUGUCACAUUCAGGUAGACACAGAUGAGAGCUGGCUGCUUCAUACCCUCUCCUCUGAUAUUGAGAGUUAUUGUAUAAAUGGUGACCACCUGCCAUUGCCUCCAGAGCGUAGAAAAGAGUUUGACCAACAUUUUUAUGGCAAACUAUGGGAACCUGAUUUUUACACGUACCAAGGCUAUAAACGAGACCCACAGGCUAAUAUGCCUUUAAAAACCCGAAUGUUGGCGCACAUUCAGAAACACAGACAGCACGCUGACAAUUUAGACUGGGAUGUUUCAGCUGUUCUUUCAUUAGAAAGGGACAGUUUUGGACCUAAGGGACCUUUGGAAGUGAGAUCAGAGCUGUUGAUCAACCAGGCUUCCAGAGGAGAACGACAGGCUGUUUUGAAGAGUCUUAUCGAUGGGGUUAUUCAUCCUGAUGUAGCAGAUUCUAAGGGACACACUGCACUGAUAGCUGCCACUGUAAACUGCCAUAAUGAGGUCAUUCAGCUGUUGUUAGAUAUGGGUGCUGACAUUGACAGGGCAAAUAGCGAGGGGAUGACGGCCUUGUCUGUAUGUCAUGUCCUCUACUAUCCUUUUCAGUCUCUGUGCACGCUUGCUGGACUUGUACCCAAAACUCAAAUCAGCCCUGUGGACUCCAGUACGGACUACACUAAUGGAAUAAGAGGAAAAGUAAGAACCAGUUUGGAAGAAGGUGCCGUUGAGAUGAGAGAUUUUUUCGAGGCUGAGGGGAGUGGUUGUGAUGAGCGUGAAAAAGGGGAGGGAGAAGUACUGCUUUCCCAACUGUCUGUUCAGGUGAUGGAUGAGCACAUUGUACUAGGUAGUGUGAAGUGGAAAGGAUACCCUUCUGGAAAUGUUCAGCAUGACUGUAACGACGAGGCCCAAGCACAAUCAUUUCCCUCAACCUGCUCCGUGUACAGCUUUAACAUAAACGUCACGGGGGAAGUUCUGCAAGAAGCAGCUGAAGCUCUGAGUCAAACUGGCUUUUGCCAGGAUGCUGAUACUCAGGAUACUGUACGAAGAAUGGCUGCAAUUAAAUUUAUGCACCGUCUUCGUUUGACCACAUUGAAUCUCCUAUUGGAUCAGGGAGCUGACCCUAAUAUAUGCAGAGUCCCCUUACCUGUCCUGUUUUUGGCCAUUAUGGCGGCGGAUACUGAGACUGUCAAGAAACUUCUACUGUGCGGAGCUCGAACAAAUAUCGCUCUCCCACCAAAGCGGAAAGGCUUCUAUCCCUUGCAUGUGGCUGCAGCACUGCCAGGUCCAGAAGGUCCAAAAAUCACAAAACUGUUGCUACAGAUAAAUGCUUUAACAAACCCAGAUGCACGGGCAUGUGACCAAGACGACAUCUAUGAACUUGAUAGGCUGUCCUUGUUGACAAGACAAUCAUGGAGGAGGGAUGAGAAGCCAUGUCCAAAAGAGGGAGGUCAAACAGCUUUGCACAUAGCCUGCCAGAGAGACACUGAUCACUGUAAUGCCAGCAAGGUAGUUUCCCUCCUACUCUCCUACAAUGCAAGCACAGACUUCCUUUGGAGUGGACAUUCUCCGCUCUCUCUGGCGAUAGCAAGUGGCAAUAACAUGGCAGUGGAGGAGCUGUUAAAAGUAGGUGCGGAUCCCAACUUACCCUUGGGUCGCGGAGUGGGCAGUGCCCUUUGUGCCCUUGGAAACUCCAACUACCAUUUAGAUGACGACCGACCAAAACUGCUGGACAUUUUAGAAAAGGCUGGUGCUGACAUCUUGAUGCCAGUUCAUGUCGGUGAUAACGUAGGGACUGCAGUGGACUAUGCACACCAGUCCUUCAACCAGGACUCCGGUAUCGCACACACACCGUAUCAUGCUCUCAGCAUGGAGGAGCGAGAAGUAUUUAAAAUACGACGCCAGUUGCUGAGCAUGAUGGCAAAUCUACUGAGAAGGGCGGCCGCCCAGAGAGAAAGGGAGCAACUAGAAAUGGAAGACGUACCAUCCCGUUCAUUCCUAUUUCCAAUUCUGAAUCUUCUUCUCAGAUCACCAUCAUUUAAGUUCUGUUAUCACUGUGGUCGCUCUGCCACUGUGAAGUUAACAGCUUGUACUCGUUGCCGCAAAGUUUUUUACUGCUCUAUUACUUGUAAACUGAAAGCCUGGGCGGAGAAACACAAGGAAGAGUGUCUGCGGGAGUCAGGAGCUGCUUACAACUUCGACAAGAGAGUCAUGUUUCAGACUGAAAAAGGACGGAAGGGUUCAUCUGUCCUGUUGUCUAGAAGACCGUUUCAUGUCCAGUUUAAAUCCAAUGUUUUGCUUAUUGGAGACAACAUCUCAGAGUGGCAAUCUAUUAAUGUGAAGGAAAACUACAGCUACAACUGAGGG